GACGGUCUGACGAUCCGUGAUGGUCGUGUCGGGGAUUUGGCGAUUGUUUAUUUAGGCGAUGGAUGUUGGCGUCCUCUAUUGCUCCCUCCCGAAGUGGAAGUAGUUACCAAAUCGAAAGUGAUGCGUUCAUCCAACGAGGAGGAGGAGGAGCGACUGUAUGAUCAUGGUCCACCACAGUCGCAGAAGCAGCAGCGGAAAGAACUGCCUGUGCAGCAGCGUACACAACACCCAGUCAAAACUCAGAAAAGCACCACUCAUCUGCAUGCACAUUUCCAGUCAACACUGAGCGAUACCGCUCAAUUUGGUGAUCAGUUCAGGACGAUUCUGACCGCACCGUCGAACACGAAUAAGGUAGACCCGAAUCACAUCGGAACGGUCCCUGUUUCCGUUUCUUUGUAUGAUUUACUCCGGCAGAAGUUAGCGGCAGUAAAUCCUGUGCUGAUGGGACUUCUGCCAAACACUGGCGGCCCCGUGCAAAUACCUGAUACCGUACCAGCAGCACCAACAACCGCAGCCGCAGGAGCGACCACAAUACUAAUCCCAGCAACACCAUCAAAUACCCCUACAGUUGCCAUUAAUCCAAUUCCAUCCACAUCGACUCCAUGCAUAACCCUGAAUCCUCAAACGUAUACAUUGAUCCCGAUUACCGUACCAUCUCAUGAAUUGAAUCGAAAAUGA
Molecule: messenger RNA, 678 nt
Organism: Echinostoma caproni
Lineage: Eukaryota; Metazoa; Platyhelminthes; Trematoda; Plagiorchiida; Echinostomatidae
Source: the annotation of a GenBank genome assembly